Molecule: messenger RNA, 1306 nt
Organism: Ictidomys tridecemlineatus (thirteen-lined ground squirrel)
Lineage: Eukaryota; Metazoa; Chordata; Mammalia; Rodentia; Sciuridae
Product: spermine synthase
Biological process (GO): spermine biosynthetic process
Molecular function (GO): spermine synthase activity
Source: RefSeq, a predicted model, not a curated record
GCCUCCCCCGGCGCAGCUCACUCCCCGCCGCCCGCAGCCUGACACGCCGCGCGGCCCCCCAGUCUUCUGUGGCCGCCUCCCCCAGGCAUGGCACAGGGCCUCUUCUCACUAUGGCAGCAGCAAGGCACAGCACCCUGGACUUCAUGCUCGGCGCCAAAGCUGAUGGUGAGACCAUUUUAAAAGGCCUCCAGUCCAUUUUCCAGGAGCAGGGGAUGGCAGAAUCGGUGCACACCUGGCAGGAUCAUGGCUAUUUAGCAACCUACACAAACAAAAAUGGCAGCUUUGCCAAUUUGAGAAUUUAUCCACAUGGAUUGGUGUUGCUGGACCUUCAGAAUUACGACAGUGAUGCACAGGGCAAAGAAGAAAUUAACAGUCUUUUGAACAAAGUAGAAGAAAGAAUGAAAGAAUUGAGUCAGGACAGUACUGGGCGAGUGAAGCGAUUACCUCCCAUAGUUCAAGGAGGGGCCAUUGACAGAUAUUGGCCUACUGCUGAUGGACGCCUGGUUGAGUACGACAUAGAUGAAGUAGUAUAUGAUGAAGAUUCUCCUUAUCAGAACAUUAAAAUUCUACACUCGAAGCAGUUUGGAAAUAUUCUUAUCCUCAGUGGGGAUGUUAAUCUGGCAGAGAGUGAUCUGGCAUAUACCCAGGCUAUCAUGGGCAGUGGCAAAGAAGAUAACACUGGCAAAGAUGUGCUGAUUCUAGGAGGCGGAGAUGGGGGUAUAUUAUGUGAAAUAGUCAAACUGAAACCAAAGAUGGUCACUAUGGUAGAGAUUGACCAAAUGGUGAUUGAUGGAUAUAAGAAAUAUAUGCGAAAAACAUGUGGUGACGUCUUAGACAAUCCUAAAGGAGACUGCUAUCAGGUUCUAAUAGAAGACUGUAUUCCAGUACUGAAGACCAAAGAAGGGAGAGAGUUUGAUUAUGUGAUUAAUGAUUUGACAGCUGUUCCAAUCUCCACAUCUCCAGAAGAAGAUUCCACAUGGGAGUUUCUCAGAUUGAUUCUUGACCUCUCAAUGAAAGUAUUGAAACAGGAUGGGAAAUAUUUUACACAGGGGAACUGUGUUAAUUUGACUGAAGCCUUGUCACUCUAUGAAGAACAGCUCGGGCGCCUCUAUUGUCCGGUGGAAUUCUCAAAGGAGAUCGUCUGUGUCCCUUCAUACUUGGAAUUGUGGGUAUUUUACACUGUUUGGAAGAAAGCUAAACCUUGAAGAUGAAUAUCCCCUAAUCAUGUGUGCUGCAAACAGCUUUCCUGACCUCUGAAUGCUGUACAUGACAUUAAAAAGAGUCGGGCAAUUGAUUGUGAACUCCU